CGUAUCGCAUCGCUGAAUCUUCACGGCGGCCGCAAAGAUAGAGAGAAACCUCGAUACCGCUUCAUCGCAUCACGCCGAAAUUAACCAGAGCCACGAUGAGCGGGCCAAGUACGCUCGAGGUGGAUAGCGGAGAAUUGUACGAUUCCUCGUCCAUCUUCAGCAGCCAGGCUGAUAGUCGCUACGGCGCCCCCUCAUUACAGAGCUACAGCUACGAAAACGGCCGACGAUACCACACCUUUCGACAAGGGUCGUACAUGAUGCCCAACGACGAGAAGGAACAAGAACGGCUCGAUCUCGCCCACCAUAUCUUCAAACUGGUUCUACGGGGCCGUCUAAGCCGAGUGGUUUUUGAGUGUCAGCCCCGCCAUGUGCUCGACUUUGGCACGGGAACGGGCUCGUGGGCGAUCGAUUUCGCCGACGAGAACCCGGAGGCGCAGGUCGUUGGCAUCGACUUGUCGCUCAUCCAGCCGGGCUGUGCGCCGCCGAAUUGUCGGUUUUAUGUCGACGACGUCGAGUCGGGGUGGACCUAUGAGUCGAAGUUUGACUAUGUGCAUGGUCGUGCCAUGGCUGGGUCCAUCAAGGACUGGGAUUCGUUGCUGGAGCAGGCUUAUGAGAAUCUCAACGACGGUGGCGUGAUUGAGUUGCAGGAGUAUGAAUCCGUAUACAAGUCCGACGACGACACUGUAACCAGAACCCCGGCUAUCAGCCUGUGGCAGCAGAAACUGAAUGAGGCGGCUGAGGCAAUCAAUCAACCAAUGAACCUUGCCCAAACGUUGAAAGAUCGACUCGAAAGAGCCGGAUUUGUCGACGUGCGUGACGAUGCAUACAAGAUCCCCGUCGGCCCAUGGCCCAAAGACCGCCGGCUGAAAGAAAUCGGGUACAUGCUGCUUUUCCACUGUCUGGAGGGCCUCGAUGCGUUCACGCUCGCACCAUUCAGUCGUGUAUUGAGCUGGUCUAAAGAAGACAUCCGGCAGCUCACGGAGCGCGUCAAGAAGGAAUUUCUCACAGGAACCAAUCAUUUAUAUGUGAUUAUUCAUUUUGUGCACGGCCGAAAACCAGCGUCGACGUCAUAGGAAGGGAAGAAAGAAAGAUAUAAAGAAAUCGGUGUAAAAAUUGAAAUUGAAAUUGGUGCUGGUGCUGGUGCUGAUGCUGAUGCUGGUGCUGGUGCAUGUGAUGAGUUAUGAUACCCUUCAAUGUUUCAUGGUAUUUGUUAUGUUCGUGGUUCGUGUUCAUAUUGGUGUUGUUGCUUCUGUUAGCGUAUGGUAGAAUGAAGUAUGGAAUACUGAAGCAUUUAUUUUGGUUGGGAUGAAAAUGGGUGGCUAUCUGACUAUAAGUUUCAAUGUUUAUAAUUAUUUCUCGG
Talaromyces proteolyticus is the source of this 1360-nucleotide messenger RNA. RefSeq names its product S-adenosyl-L-methionine-dependent methyltransferase. The transcript is spliced from 5 exons. Gene Ontology annotation, molecular function: methyltransferase activity. The coding region runs from base 96 to 1073 and encodes 325 amino acids. NCBI's taxonomy places the organism in Eukaryota, Fungi, Ascomycota, Eurotiomycetes, Eurotiales, Trichocomaceae. The record is from RefSeq and is a predicted model, not a curated record.